Molecule: messenger RNA, 2776 nt
Organism: Catharus ustulatus (Swainson's thrush)
Lineage: Eukaryota; Metazoa; Chordata; Aves; Passeriformes; Turdidae
Gene: TRIM35
Product: tripartite motif containing 35
Exons: 6
Coding region: 210-1934 (574 amino acids)
Biological process (GO): innate immune response; positive regulation of apoptotic process
Molecular function (GO): zinc ion binding; protein binding
Source: RefSeq, a predicted model, not a curated record
AGUAGGGAAAAAUAGAGAAAAGGGGAAAAGCAGACCCUGGAAAAUCCCGGGGGGAAUCAUCGGGAACCCCAUUCCCGAAGGAAACGGGAGAUUUGGAUCCCGAAAUCCCCGCCCGGGAGCGCUGAACCCGCGCUGGGGGCGGCUCCGGGAGCACCGGGCGGGGCCGGGCCAGCACCGGGAGCCUCCCCCGGAACACCGGGAGCACCGGGAUGCCUCGGGAAGGCGAGCGGAGCCCCCAGCGCCGCCUGCUCCGGAGGAGGGAGAGCUGCAAGUGGUGCCAGGUCCGCUCCGCCAGCAUGGAAAAAGGAGCCGAUCCCUGCUCCAGCACCGCGGCUGCCGCAUCCUCGUCCAGCCCCAAGCUGAAGGAGGAGCUGCUGUGCCCCAUCUGCUACGACCCUUUCCGCGAAGCCGUGACCCUCCCGUGCGGCCACAACUUCUGCAAGGGCUGCGUCAGCAGAUCCUGGGAAAGCCGGCGGCACGCGUGCCCGCUGUGCAAGGAGAAAUCCUCGCUGGAAGAUCUGCGCGUGAACCACACCCUCAACAACCUGGUGGAGCUGAUCCUGCGGGAAGAGGGGCAGCGCCAGGGCCGCGGCGCCGCGCUGUGCCCCGUGCACCAGGAGGAGCCCAAGUUCUUCUGCCUGGAGGACAAGGAGCUGGCGUGCUUCGCCUGCCAGAAUUCCAAGCAGCACGAGGGGCACAAGAUGCGGCCGGUGCGGGAAGCGGCGGCGGAUUUCAGGGCCAAGCUGGCGAACAUGGAGUCUUCCCUGCGGGAAAAGGCCAAGGAUUUCGGGACUGUGCGGCGCUCCUACGAAUCCAUCUCCCGGCACAACGAGGCGGAAUCAGCGCGGCUGGAGCGGCAGGUGAAGUGGGAAUUCGAGAAGCUGCACAAAUUCCUGCGGGAUGAGGAGCAGGCGCUGCUGGAGCAGCUGUGGGAGGAGACGCGGCGGAAGCAGGAUCUGAUCCAGGGAAAGAUGGAGCAGCUGGCCGAGGAGAGCCAGGCCCUGCUCAACGAGGCCGGGCAGCUCCAGGCCGACCUCAAGGAGGAUGACUACACAUUCCUGAUGGUAAUUCCCACCGGGAUUCCCAGAUCUGUUGGAUGUCAGGGCUCUGGUGGCAGCCAGGAUCUGAUUCCCAUUUUUUCCCUCUUUUCCAGACCCACAAGAACCGCAAGCGGAGGAUUGCCUGCACAGCCGAGGAGCCAGAAGCUGUUCCCUCGGGAAUGCUCCUGGACGUGGCCAAGUACCUGGGAUCGCUCCAGUACAACGUGUGGAAGAAGAUGCUGGACACCAUCACGGCGGUCCCAUUCAGCCUGGACCCCAAUUCGGCUGCCGGCUGGCUCUCGGUGUCCGAGGAUCUCUCCAGCGUCUCCAACCACGGCUACAAACUCUCUGUGGAAAACCCGGAGCGCUUCACCUCCGCCCCCUGCAUCCUGGGAUCCCGCGGCUUCUCCGAAGGCUUCCACACCUGGGAAGUGGACCUGGGCGGGCUCACCAACUGGAGGGUGGGCGUGUCCCGGCCCCACAGAGGUUCCGACUGGACUUUCCACCACGAUUCCCGCUCCGGAUUCUGGUACAUCUACCACCUCUCCGGCAAAGAUGAGUGCCGGGCGUCCAACACCGUGCGCUCGGAAGCGGCUCCAGGAAAUCUCCGGCGGGUCCGGGUGGAGCUGGACUGCACCGAGGGGGAAUUGUCCUUCUACGACGCCGACCACCGCAGCCACAUCUACACAUUCCAUGAGAAGUUCGGCGGCAUCGUCUUCCCGUAUUUCUACGUGGGAGGGCCCCAGGGUGGCACCAAGGCGAAGACGCUCCGGAUUUGCCCGCUCCGGGUCCGUAUCCAUGAGGACAUCCCGUCCUAGCUGGGGUCUCCUGCCUCCUGGUGAGGUUUUCAGGGUGCUUUUCCAGAAAAAAAAAAAACAGAAAAAGCAGGGAUAAAAAUAAUAUUUGUUUGCAAUGCCUCAGGUUUUUAUCAUUAAUAAAUAUUAAUAAAUAUUAAUAAACUCUCGCUGUGUGGUUCUGUCUCCAAAUCCUGAAUUUCCCUCUUUGUCAUGGAUCCGAGCUGGGAAAACUUUGGGAAGAAGGGAUUUAUUUCCCUGUCAAAUGAGGAAUUCUCCCAUUUUGGGACAUUUCCUGCAGUUUUCAGGGAUCCAGGAAUCCCUGCUGUGAAUGGGAUCCUUUUCCCAGCUCUUGGAAUGGGAAAAUCCCAUGGGAUUUGGCCAGACAUGGGGUGCAUCCCCUCCACAUGGAAAACCAUCAAUGGGAACAUCCCUGGGAGUAUCCCACCUCCUCCACCCUUUUUUUUCCCAUGGCUAAAUCCCUCUGAGGGGCUUUUGUCAGAAUUCCCAGCUCUGGGAAUCCAAUGAAGAUGCGUUGGGAAAUGAAGGAAGUUUGGAGUUUUCAUUCAGAGUUGAUCCCGCCCAGUUUUUUUUCCCCCAAAUCCAGGUGAGUCUUUGGGAUUUCAGGUGAUUCCAUGGGGUAAGAAAAGGGGCCUGGGUGGCUCAUCCUGCUCUUUUCCUGUCCUUUUCCUGACUUUUCCUGCCCUUUUCUUGCUUUUUUCCCCAUCCGGAUUCUGACAGUAGUGGGUGGUUUCCAUGGUUUCCCACCAUUUCCUUGGGAAGCUCCUUAGGAACAGGAGCUGGGGGAGGGAGAACAAAAGGGACACCCUGGAGCUGAAGGCGAGCAGGGCCCACCUGGGAUCCUCCCACAGCGAAUCCCUGGAUACAGGAGAGGAGGAAAAGUAGCAGGAGCAUCCCAGAUCCCUGCAUCCCAUUAUCCCA